This is a messenger RNA of Podospora pseudopauciseta, 566 nucleotides long. RefSeq names its product mitochondrial heat shock protein Hsp10 (gene hsp10). Lineage: Eukaryota; Fungi; Ascomycota; Sordariomycetes; Sordariales; Podosporaceae. The transcript has 3 exons. Gene Ontology annotation, molecular function: metal ion binding; protein-folding chaperone binding; protein folding chaperone. Gene Ontology annotation, cellular component: mitochondrial matrix. The coding region runs from base 225 to 551 and encodes 108 amino acids. The record is from RefSeq and is a predicted model, not a curated record.
UUCUAGAAAGCUCUCCUUCCCCCGACCCGCAUCAGCAACGCUUGUGUGUGUGGAGAAUUGUUGAUUGACGACAGUUGUGGCAAUUGAAAAGCUUCCCUCCCCUCUCUUCUCCAAACACAAAUUCGAAGUUUACGAAUAACCUCACUACCGUCAACUACCUAUCCUCGACCUUUCGAACUGCACAUAGCCAGCCAGCCGGUUUAGCUACCAUAAGUCCAGACAAAAUGGCCACCUCCCUCCGCUCGAUCAAGUCCCUCGUCCCCCUCCUCGACCGCGUCCUCGUGCAGCGCGUCAAGGCCGAGGCCAAGACUGCCGGGGGCAUCUUUCUUCCUGAGACGGCCGUCAAGGAGCUCAACGAGGCCAAGGUUUUGGCUGUUGGGCCGGGCGGGCUCGACAAGGAUGGGAAGAGGGUGCCUAUGGGGUGUGCGGCUGGAGAUAGGGUUUUGAUCCCUCAGUAUGGCGGUUCUCCUGUCAAGGUUGGGGAUGAGGAGUAUCACCUUUUCAGGGAUAGCGAGAUUUUGGCAAAGAUUAAUGAGCAGAAUAAUGCUUAAGGCGCCACGGGGAGG